Molecule: messenger RNA, 1546 nt
Organism: Ctenopharyngodon idella (grass carp)
Lineage: Eukaryota; Metazoa; Chordata; Actinopteri; Cypriniformes; Xenocyprididae
Gene: pdcl
Product: phosducin-like
Exons: 5
Coding region: 131-1054 (307 amino acids)
Biological process (GO): regulation of G protein-coupled receptor signaling pathway
Source: RefSeq, a predicted model, not a curated record
UCAUGUCAGUCAUCUCUUCUGCACUGUGAUUGGUCAGUACGCGUGCUUGCAAGUAGAGCCAGUGUAGAAUCUGAAGUGGCUUUUUUUCAGCGAUUAGCUACGAUAAAGAAACCAGAUUUUGUGUGUAGUCAUGACGACACUGGAUGAUAAGAUUCUAGGAGAGAAGCUGCAGUAUUACUACAGCAGCAGUGAGGAUGAAGAGAGCGAUCACGAGGAAGAGGAGAACGCAUCCAAAACCAUCCGCGACCAGGGGGUGCUGGAUGUGGAGCUCGACUACAAUGCAGAUGGCAGUUCGGUCAACACCGGGCCGAAGGGUGUGAUCAAUGACUGGCGUAAAUACAAGCAGCUGGAGAACGAGCAGCGCGUGGAGCAGCAGAAAGAGAUGGAGCGGCUCAUUAAGAAACUCAGCAUGACCUGCAAGUCACAUCUGGAGGAAGAAGCCGACAGACAGAAACAGAAGGAGCUGCAGGAUAAGAUCGCAGGCAAAAUGAACCUCCGUGUGGAUGAAGAAGAGGAGGAGGAUGAUGAUGAUGAUGAGGCCUUCCUCCAGCAGUAUCGUCUGCAGCGCAUGGAGGAGAUGCGGCGACAGCUGUGUGGAGGGCGGCGCUUUGAAAAGGUGAUUGACAUCUCGUCGGGGGAGGAGUUCCUGCGCGCUGUCGACGAGGAGGAAAAGAACACUCUGGUGCUCGUCCACAUCUAUGAGCCAGAGGUGCCCGCCUGCCAGGCCAUGGAUGGCAGCCUGCUCUGCCUGGCACUGCAGUACCCAAUGGUGAAGUUCUGCCGGGUCCAGGGCUCUGCGGUCGGCACCAGCGCUCUGUUCCGCAGCUCGGCCCUGCCGGCGCUGCUGCUGUACCGCGGAGGAGAACUGGUGGGGAAUCUGGUGCGCGUGUCCGAUCAGCUUGGAGAUGAUUUCUACGCCACAGACGUCGAAGGUCUUCUGCAGGAAUACGGCCUUCUUCCAGAGAAAUACACACAGGCAAACACACACUCAUCUAUUCGAAACGCCGCUGUCACUCACCCUAACGAUUCAGACAGCGACCUGGAUAUAGACUAAAUGUGUACACACAAAUGUCUGUAUACGUACAUGCACACCAACACAUAGAUCCAGAAGAAUAUGCACUCUUGUAUACGUUCACAUAGUGAUUCAGGCCCAAUAUAGUGACCAAAACCAGCGGUUGCAGCUCAAGAUACACUACUGUAAACACAGGAUCUCUCUACAAACGUUACGCCUGAUAUGAGAGAUCCAUUCACAGAUCAUCAUUACUGGACCAAAACAGUGGAUAUCAUUAGACGUGUGUAUGUGUGUGUCAUUUCAGACGCUUCCAGAAUCGGGAGUGUUUCUUUAUGCAAACAAAAAUGCAAAACCCAUUAGAGAAUCCUGCGUUUAUGUUUCACUAUUUAUUAUAUUUUUAGAAUUAUGUGUUUGUUUGUUUAUUUGUGCGUUUUUGGACAUCUUAGUUUGCUUUACCCUCUGUUAGUUUUAUACAUUUUGUAUACAUAUCCAUCAUGACAAAUGCAAAAAUAAAAACAAAUGGUUCUGAAUUGA